AUGUCUGCUUCUGCUGGGAAUUUGGCAUUGGUUUGGGAUGACCUAAAAAGUGGUUUCGACGCUAUAUUCAGGCUGGAGACAAUCAAAAGAAAAAGAUAUAUGGAGCUUCAUACUCAUGUUUACAAUUACUGUACAUCAGUCGACCCGAAAUCUCAUGCAACCCCCAGUAGGAAUGCUAUAGAAACUGAACCUGGGGGGAAAUUAGUAGGUUUUGAACUGUACAAAAAGUUGCGCAAUUAUUUAAAGGCUCAUGUCCACUCCUUGAAGCUAAAAGGAAAUAAUCUAGUCGAUGAAGAAACUCUUUCAUAUUUCGAAAAGGCUUGGACAGAAUUCCGUUUUGCAUCCAGAGUUCUGGAUGGGGUUUGUAAUUACUUGAAUAGACAUUGGGUUAAACGAGAAUGUGAAGAGGGACGAAAGAAUGUUUAUGUCGUUUAUACACUUGCACUGAUAACAUGGCGCGAACAUUUACUAAAACCUCACGCUAGGGUUUUAAUCAGCGCAAUUCUUCGUGAGAUCGAACGUGAACGACGUGGAGAAAUUUUAUCUACCUUACGACUAAGAAAGAUUAUUGAGUGCCUGGUUGAGUUGGGUAUUACGUCUGACCAACAGUCUUUCUCAACAUCUACGUUAACUGGAACUGCUUCAUCACCUAGUGAACCCUUGCCAUAUCUAAUGAAACCUUUUAAAUCUCCUAAUUUUCCCCCUAAACCUAGUGGUUCUACUUCAAAACCAAAUAAGUCUGAAGUGGAAUCCAGCUUCCAAGGCACAUCAAAUAAAACCACCCCAAAUUUCCGAGGUCCACUUCAUUCCGGAGAUCCAGCGGAUGAAUCGACUCCCAAUACUCCUAGUGCGACAUCAUCAUUGACAUCGGACACGCGGACCAAUCUAUCAGUUUAUCAGGAAUACUUUGAACGACCAUUUUUGACUGAAACUGAACGGUAUUACCGAUUAGAAAGUGCUCAGUUUUUGCAGUCAAACACAGUACCCGAAUACCUUCAAAAAGUGGAAACACGAUUAAAUGAAGAACGCAUUCGUGUUCAAACUUAUCUACAUAUAAGUACACUUCCCAAAUUAAUUAGAUCCUGUGAACAUUAUCUAAUUGGUGAACAUAUAGAUCGGUUAACAUCUGUCUUCUCAGAUCUUUUCAAUGAAGAUAGAGAGGAAGAUAUAUGGCGAAUGUAUCGCUAG
Schistosoma mattheei is the source of this 1188-nucleotide messenger RNA. The record is from the annotation of a GenBank genome assembly. NCBI's taxonomy places the organism in Eukaryota, Metazoa, Platyhelminthes, Trematoda, Strigeidida, Schistosomatidae.